AUGGCGCCUCUUAAGAGAAGAAAAGUUUCGGCUCCGACUGGAAAUGAAAAUACCCCAAGAUCGACACGUUCCAUUCGUCAUAAGAGGGAAGAUCCAAGAGGGAAGAUGAAGCCACUUGCAACCAGUACUCGAACUUCUUCGGUUAACAAGAAAAAAAAGAACGAUGACGACUACGAAAACUUUUAUUCUGGAGAGUACACUAUAACGACUAUGAAGCCAGUUGUAUUCCCAAAAAAAAAAGUGAUUUUUGAGCACGGGUACGGAAUUGAAGACGACAUUGAAGACGAAAUAGAUGAUGAAGAAUCGGACGACGAAGAAUAUGAGGAGAGUGGAAACGGAAGCGAAGAUGAAGUUGAAGAGGAAGUCAGAGUGGAGGAGCAAGAAAUUGAAAACAACUUCGCUUAUAAAAAAGUCAAGAGUGAAAUUUCGUGCUCGCCAUUCCUUAAAGAGCAUUCUGUACAUUUUGUACUGACAAAUAAUCGCGCAAAAACUGGUACAAUUGAUUCAAAGGCUGGGCGCACAGCCUAUCGGAAACAGAAACUUCGUGAAGGAACAUGUUGCUCACAAAGCAAUGAGGCAACCGGGGACAGCACAGGCAGAUCAAGUAUCUCCGCGGGAUUUGAUGUUUUUCAGCAUCUACAAAACAGAGCGGUCCAGAAAACUAUGAUUGAGCAACUGGAAUCAGCGGUUCGAAAUCAAGAUGUUAUGGAAAUGGGCAAUGUUGUGAAGAAGGGAUUAGAAGAUGGAACUCUUUCAGAGAUCCAGAUAGAGGAAUUUUGUAAACAUAAAACUCGUCCAAACUUCUCGAUCCUACAGUUCGUCCAGGCUCUCAGACAAUCUACAGAAGACGAGAAAGAGUCUAUUCAAAUUGCACAGAUGAUGAUGUUUAAAAUGCAGGAUCCUAAGGAUGGGAAUUACACCGCACUUGCAGCAAACGUGCACUCCCUGACAUCGAAAAUUUCAAAGCAGUUGAACGCUGGAUGUAUCGUGAAACGAACACUUACGAUGAACCACACAAUUUCACAAGCUGACGGGUUUCCUACGUGUAAUCUCACAGAUAUUUAUAACUCUGAACUCUUGAUUGGAGGUGAUGCCGUCUCGCAACUUUCAAAUUUCUAUAUGGUUGCCUUGAAAACUAUGCUGGAGCCUUCUUAUAAAAUCUGGGCAUUUACUUACCGACCAAGCUGUGUUCGCCGUGUUGAUAGACAUUUUCAAGAGUUACCACAAAAAGUGACAACAGCGAUUAUUGAAGUCGCAUUCGAUAUUGUUGGAGUUUAUUUGCCGGUUGAGCUGUCAUACGGUUCGAUUGAUAUGGAGCAUGAAUUCAUCAAAACGCUUGGAGAAGGAGCAGAACUUGAGGUUCAGCGCCGUAGGGACGAAAGAAUCACAGUGUUCAAGAACGCAGUAGAAGCCCUUGGCAAAGCAAUGAACAAUCUUCGAACAUAUCACUUUGAUAUUGCUAAAGGAGCACUAUUCAACUGCAAUAAACGAUCUUAUUGCGAGCAUCAUCUCAAGUGGGGACAGGUUCGAAAGUUCAGAGAACAGCAUCAGAGGAUGGAAACGUCACCAGAAGAAAUGAUCAGAUUUGCAACCGGUCAACGCAAUGAGCAUGAUGUCUCCGCUGCUGGACGAUCGGUCAAAGACUCCACCCACUGAAGCUUAAUUUUUCGUUGUUUUUUUUUUGUAAUUGAUUUUUGUUGUUAACCCUGUUCAUGUUUUGUCCUUAAAUAAAUAUUUUCCACAGGAAA
Messenger RNA from Caenorhabditis elegans, 1748 nucleotides. RefSeq names its product Wsv161 (gene F49C5.3). The coding region runs from base 1 to 1656 and encodes 551 amino acids. Lineage: Eukaryota; Metazoa; Nematoda; Chromadorea; Rhabditida; Rhabditidae. The record is from RefSeq and is marked reviewed. The transcript has 10 exons.